GCAGAGGUUCAGGACUGCCACCAGUUAUUCCUGAAACCAACGAACUCAACAUGAACACAAAGGUUUUCAUCCUUUUCGCCCUGGUGGCUGUUGUUGCUGCAGACAAGCUGGAAUCGUUCGAGUCUGGAGAGGCCAGGUAUGAGUUCGACUGGGCUGUCAACCACGACGACUCCGACAACGACUUCGGACACCAGGAGGCUCGCAACAACGACAACACUCAGGGAUCCUACUACGUGCAGCUCCCCGACGGCCGCCUGCAGACCGUGAGGUACGUCGUGGACGGCGACGACGGCUACGUGGCUGAGGUCAACUACGAGGGCGAGGCUCGUUACCCCGACUCCAAUGAAUCAAAAUAAUUUGACUCCUGCGUUCCAUUAUGGAUCGGCUGAUGAAUUAUGAAUCUUCUGAUGACGAACUUAUGUAUCUGUAUAUAUAUUUAUCAUGACUUUUGAAUAAACUCUAUGAUCAUAUAA
Penaeus vannamei (Pacific white shrimp) is the source of this 473-nucleotide messenger RNA. Its product is annotated as pro-resilin-like. The record is from RefSeq and is a predicted model, not a curated record. Lineage: Eukaryota; Metazoa; Arthropoda; Malacostraca; Decapoda; Penaeidae. Gene Ontology annotation, cellular component: extracellular matrix.